CCAGCCGCCGCCCGAGCCUGCCCCCGCUCCGGGGACACCGGGAACAACCACCCGGGCGAGGCUGAAACAGCACCCGAGCGAACGAGCAGCCGGGACAGGGCGAACCAGCGCCCGGGCGAGGAGUGAACCCGCUACCGGGCGCGCCCCCCGCCCGCCUUCCCUCCUCCCUCCCUUCCUUCCCCUCCCUCCCCUCUUCCUUCCCCUCCCUCCCCGUCCCUUCCUCUCUCCGCCUGGUGCCGCCACCGCCGAGGAGGAGGAGGAGGAACAUGGCGAAAGCGGAGCAGGUCCUCAGCCUCGAACCGCAGCACGAGCUCAAAUUCAAAGGUCCUUUCACAGAUGUGGUCACUACAAACCUGAAGCUCGGCAACCCCACGGACAGAAAUGUGUGCUUCAAAGUUAAGACCACAGCACCACGUAGAUACUGUGUAAGGCCCAACAGUGGAAUUAUCGAUGCAGGAACAUCAAUUAAUGUUUCUGUGAUGCUACAGCCUUUUGACUAUGACCCUAAUGAGAAAAGUAAACACAAGUUUAUGGUUCAGUCUAUGUUUGCUCCAGCUGAUACUUCAGAUAUGGAAGCAGUAUGGAAAGAAGCAAAACCGGAAGAACUCAUGGAUUCGAAGCUUAGGUGUGUGUUUGAGCUACCAGCAGAGAAUGAUAAGCCUCAUGACAUAGAAAUAAAUAAAAUUGUAUCCACAACUGCAACAAAGACAGAUUCCUCUGUAAUGUCUAAAUCAAUAAGUUCUUCUUUGGAUGACACUGAAGUUAAGAAAGUAAUGGAAGACUAUAAGAGGCUUCAAGUAGAAGUUCAGAGGUUACGGGAGGAGAAUAAACAGUUUAAGGAAGAAGAUGGACUGCGGAUGAGGAAGGUACCCCAGACAAACAACCCAAUAUCUCCUUCUGCAGCUGCUGUCAAGGACGAAGGGCUCAGCUCCAGACUACUUGCUUUGGUGGUUUUGUUCUUUGUCUUUGGUGUAAUUAUAGGAAAAAUAGCCUUGUAGAGGCAGCAUGCUGGAAAUUGUAAAUUGGUUUGAUGGUUCUGCCAUAUCAUUGGAUUAAAUUUAUUCAUAACAAUGUUUAAAAAGAAAUUAAUGUAUGACAUCUCACAGGUCUUGCCUUUAAAUUACCCCUGCACAAAUACUAUGUAACAUAAUCUAGAAAGUUCAAAAUGUACGGUGAGGGAAUGAAUGAAAGAGAAUAUGCUUCAAUGAUGAAGGGGGGAGAAAAUCCUGAUUUAACACUACAAUGGAAUAUUGUAUAUGUCAUUUUAAACAUUCUUAGACCCUGGUACAUGUUGCUGGAUUACCUCUUUUUAAAAAAAAAAAAGAAAAAAAAAAGGAAAACUAGAAAAACCUCUUCCUCCACUGCUGGAGCUGGCCCUAGGGAUGUUUGGAGCUGGGUUAGGCAGGAGGUGUUGAUAACUUCUGUAAAAUACAUUAAUCCACCAUUCUGCUCAUGAAUUUAACAGUUUCUAUCAGUGUCUUCAACUCUGUGCAAGUUACCAAUUUGUUGGCACUUAAAUGAGGAGUGAGGAGCUGCAAAGAUUUGUCUGUGGCAGCACUGAGGGAGCUGGGCAGCACCGAGGGGCUCGUUCACUAUAGAGGUCAAUGCCUUGUUCUCACCAAGGGACCAAGCUACAUUGCUGUUGGUUCAUUUAGUUGAAUUAAAAUGUUAUUCAGAGAUGUUUAAUGCAUAUUUGACUUAUUUAAUGUAUUUCAUCUCAUGUUUCCUUAUUAUCACGAAAUUGAUUAAUUCUUUGUGGUAUGAAAGGCGCCUGUUCAAAGCCAGUGACAAGAACUAAAAAUCUGCUGCUGUAGUGGUGCAAGAUUCUUCUGCCUCCUGGUGUUUUGGGCACUACACCAUUGUUGGGAGUUUUGAUCAUCUGAGCAUUGGGGAAACAGUGGUCAGAAACUGUUUUUGUAUGUAAAUAAGUCUAUUUAGGGGAGAAACAAAAAUAUCAGUAGUAAACUAGUCCUAUGCCGUAAAAAGACCAAUCUUGUUUGACUAUGUAGCAUCUUAAAAAAGAAAAAAAGAAAAAAAGAAAGAAAAGAAAAAUUAAAUAAAGCCCCCAAAUUCA
Molecule: messenger RNA, 2074 nt
Organism: Passer domesticus (house sparrow)
Lineage: Eukaryota; Metazoa; Chordata; Aves; Passeriformes; Passeridae
Gene: VAPB
Product: VAMP associated protein B and C
Exons: 6
Coding region: 267-998 (243 amino acids)
Biological process (GO): endoplasmic reticulum membrane organization
Cellular component (GO): endoplasmic reticulum membrane; plasma membrane
Molecular function (GO): FFAT motif binding
Source: RefSeq, a predicted model, not a curated record